This is a messenger RNA of Adineta ricciae, 534 nucleotides long. The record is from the annotation of a GenBank genome assembly. NCBI's taxonomy places the organism in Eukaryota, Metazoa, Rotifera, Eurotatoria, Adinetida, Adinetidae.
AUGAAUCUUUCCGGCUGGUCUUGCCAAUCAUCACCGUGCUAUCCAAUGCACUAUUAUUCGUACCCGUACUAUCCAACAGCUUCGCAACUAAAUUCAUCACUCCAAGCUAGUUUGAACUCGUCAUCAGGCUACGAAAGUGCUGCUAAUGAAACCAGUUUGAUCGAGCCGUCGUUCUCACCAACAUCGUUUAUCAAAGAGUGCAACUAUAAUUCUGUUCACCAUCCCCGCGAAAAUAACAAGAGACCAUUGGAAGAAAGUGAUGGUGAAGAGUUUUCCGUUGAGACUGAACAUACUCACAAGAAACGUCGCGUACUUUCACGUCCUCAACGUCAAGAAGCGAAUCGUCGUGAACGUCAUCGAAUGGAAAUUAUCAAUGAAGCUUACGAGCAGUUACGAAAUGUACUACCUUACAAAAAAGGUCGAAAGCGUCAAAAAAUGUCUCGUAUGGAUACAGUUGAUGGUGCUAUUCGUUAUAUACAAUCGCUUUUGGAAAGUCUUCAUGGACCAAAUUAUAACUUUCAUUCGAGUGAAUAA